This is a messenger RNA of Neoarius graeffei (lesser salmon catfish), 2344 nucleotides long. RefSeq names its product inositol monophosphatase 2 (gene impa2). Gene Ontology annotation, biological process: phosphatidylinositol phosphate biosynthetic process; inositol metabolic process; signal transduction. The record is from RefSeq and is a predicted model, not a curated record. The transcript has 8 exons. NCBI's taxonomy places the organism in Eukaryota, Metazoa, Chordata, Actinopteri, Siluriformes, Ariidae. Bases 289 to 1146 code for a protein of 285 amino acids. Gene Ontology annotation, molecular function: inositol monophosphate 1-phosphatase activity.
CUUCUGUAGGGUUCACUGCGCCAUUUGGAAUUCAGUCUUCUGUUUAGAACCAAAUUCGGCUUGUUGUUCUGGGAUGUUUCAGGCAGUGCUGUGAGCUUUAUCUCUAUCCAGCGUGUUCGUGACCGCACAGAGGUGAAACACACAGGCGUGCAGCAGGACUAACCCGAGCACAUCCAUGUCCAGACUCCAUGUUGCUUUAAAGUCACCGCGGAAACUCGUGUCCUCCAGCCCGAGGCGGUGAACCAUGAGCGUGGAGACACACCGCCUGUAAUCCGUUCAGUUUCCGCCAUGAGCUCGGACGCGGAGGCAGAGAGCUGCUGGGCUGCACAGUGCUUGGAUGUGGCCGUGAGGACAGCGCUCAGAGCCGGCCAGAUGGUCCGGGUGUUCGUGAUGCAAGAGAAGCAUGUGAGCAGUAAAAGCACUCCUACAGACCUGGUGACGGACGCUGACCAGCACGUGGAGGAGUUGAUCAUGUCCACACUCAGGGAGAAGUUUCCCUCACACAGAUUUAUUGGAGAGGAGUCAUGCGCUGCAGGAGAGAAGUGUGUUCUCACAGAUAACCCCACAUGGAUAAUAGAUCCUAUUGAUGGCACAUGUAACUUUGUUCACAGUUUUCCCAUGGUUGCAGUAAGCAUUGGCUUUGCAGUAAAGAAACAGCUGGAGUUCGGGGUCAUAUACCACUGUUUUGAUGGAACAUUAUACACUGGCAGAAGAGGUCACGGGGCAUUUUGCAAUGGAGUCCGACUCCACGUUUCAAAGGAGAAAGAUGUUUCCAAAGCCCUCAUUCUAACAGAGAUCGGGGCAAAGAGAGAUCCUCACACACUGGAUAUCUUUUUGGAGAAUAUGAAGCAGCUGCUGAGUGCACCAGUCCACGGAGUGAGGAUCAUGGGCAGCUCAACUCUAGCACUGUGUCAGGUCGCGACCGGAGCAGCCGAGGCUUACUACCAGUAUGGGCUGCACUGCUGGGACAUCGCUGCAGCGGCACUUAUCAUCACUGAAGCAGGCGGCUGUGUGAUCGACACCACAGGGGGUCCUCUUGAUCUCAUGUCCCGCCGUGUUGUAGCGGCUGGCUCCCGGGAGAUAGCGGAUUACAUCGUCCAGCAGCUCAAGCCGAUCAGCUACGGGCGUGAUGACGAUGACCCCUGACCCAGAGACCAGCCUUGAGCCCUUAAUUUGCAAAUCUCAGCCUUUUACCUCAAAUCCCUACAAUCCUGCCAUGUUAUCUGCAGUGUCCUUUAUGCAAUGCUUUUUUUUAAAUAGUUUUUUUUCUGUAACUCCAUUGGAGGAUUAAAGUAAAUAGAAGAUAUUACACAAUUGCUUGAACAUAUGAAGUUUACCUUUGAGUGGUGAACAUAUUCAUGAGUGAACGAAGCAAACAAGUGAAAAUAUUUUCAACACGAGGAGAUAAACUUAAUAUCUUUGCACCACCAUGUAAUGUUGUUUAUAUUAUAUGGACACAGUCACACACAAAAAAAAAACAGGCAAGUUAAUCAAAAGCUUUCUCAACCUUUUCUGCUUCGAGGCCCACCUAUUCAUACUUGUAACGAGUUGGGGCCCAUAAAAAAAUAUAUAUAUAUUUUGCCUCAUCUAUUUUAUCUAUCUAUUUUAGUAGAAUCUAAUAAUAUACUGUAAAGUGUAUUAAUGGGAUAUAACGUCACUCCCUGUUACAGAUGGGAGCCCAGGAAUUAAAUAAAUGCAAUAAAAACAAGCUGUUUUUAAUUGUAGGUAUUGUAUUUAAAACUGUAUUGAUGUGCCAGAAGCCAGUGUAAAACCAUGUAUGCAGAGCAUUCUCAGUCAAAAGGGAUUAAUGAUCCAAAAGUGGAGUCUGGUCCAUUAACACAAGAACUUAUUGCCAUGUUUGUGUACAACAAACAAGCAAGUUAUUAAAACCAAGAAGUACACUCAAAAGAAGUGGAUAUAGAAACCACUCAGUGGGAUUAGAUCCUUAAAUGCUAAAAAAGAAGGAUUUUUCCUAUGAAAGAAAAAUUUGCUAGCUAAAUUUGACAUCAGUAGAAUAAAUUUUGAUCCUGUUGUACCUGUAACUAAAUACAAAGAUGAUAGUUAUGCACACUAUUAAUUAACUUAAUGUGAAGAUAAUUAACAUAUAAUCAACAGAUUUUAAGGGUUUUUUUAAAGAUUGUGUUUAUUUGUAUCUGUACAUGCACGACCCCACCAGCUCUGCUGAUCAACUUAUCGUGUUUAAAUAAAGUUAUUCAUUCAUUAUGAGUUGGAAAAUUAUCCAUCCAUUGAGUUCCCCAACAUCUCAAACUACCUGGUGCUGCAGACAUCGUUCUACACAGACAAAGGAGGAAUGUGACAAUAAUAAAGACUUGUUCUUAAUUUA